Erigeron canadensis is the source of this 1554-nucleotide messenger RNA. RefSeq lists its product as uncharacterized. The record is from RefSeq and is a predicted model, not a curated record. The transcript has 2 exons. Lineage: Eukaryota; Viridiplantae; Streptophyta; Magnoliopsida; Asterales; Asteraceae. Bases 1 to 1554 code for a protein of 517 amino acids.
AUGCCAGAAUCCAUACGAGCCCGAAGGACGGAUCCCCGGGGACCAUUGGUAGGUUUUUCCGGAAAACAUGCAUGGCCGUUGGGAGAAGUCGACCUAGACGUGACCAUCACAGACGGGAUACACGAGCGAACGGAGACGUUGGAUCUCUCGAUAAUACGAUCUCCAUCCCCCUACAAUAUAAUUUUGGGAAGACCUGCGAUGCAAAGGAUGAAAAUGGUCCCCUCUGUCAUCCAUAGGGUCAUUAAAUUCCAAUCUGAAAUAGGGAUAAGAUCGAUCCACUCCUCUUACGAGCCAACAAAACAAAUCAAUGAUGUGAAAAGGGUAGAUGACGACGUCCCACCUACCCCCAUGAAAACGAAAGAAGAAGAGGACGCAACAAAGUUGGUAAUUAAUCCAAACUUUCCUGAACAAACGAUCUCCAUAGGUGCCCAACUUUCAGAAGGGUGCAAGCACAAACUUAAAAAACUGUUACAGGCCAAUGUAGAUGUCUUUGCAUGGGACUAUUCAGAUAUGACGGGGGUUCCAAGGACCCUAACAUUGGAAGGAAAGCCCUUCGUCAUGGAGCAUCGUCUGAAGGAACACAAGCAUAUAGAGCCUGUUCACCAGAAGAAACGCAACCUUUCCGCUGAAAGAGAUGAGGCUGCUAGGAAGGAGGUAGAUGAACUACUUAAAGCUGGGAUAAUAAGGGAGUCCGUCUACCCUAUUUGGAUCGCUAACCAGGUAAUGGUCAAGAAAGGAGACGGAGGGUGGAGGAUGUGUGUUGACUUUACAAAUAUCAAUAAGGCAUGCCCAAAAGGUUGUUACCCCCUCCCGGAAAUCGACUGGAAAGUAGAAUCGUUAGCAGAGCAAAAGCUAAAGUGUUUUCUGGAUGCAUACAAAGGAUACCACCAAAUACAGAUGACGGAAGAAGAUGAAGACAAGACAACCUUUUACACCAGUAAGGGAACCUAUUGUUAUCGAAAGAUGCCCUUCGGCCUUAAGAACGCAGGAGCUACGUACCAAAGGUUAGUCGACAAGGCCUUCGCUACACAAAUAGGAAGGAAUCUAGAAGCAUACGUCGACGACAUGGUUAUCAAAAGCAGGGAUGAAGAAGGACUCAUUGAAGAUAUUCUGGAAACCUUCGGGAACCUCAGAAAAAUCAACAUGAAACUCAAUCCCAAAAAGUGUUCGUUCGGAGUGGAGGAAGAGGAGGCGGGGAGAGCUUUGGAACAGAUGAGAAAAUAUAUUGCAGACCUGCCAACGCUAACAGCCCCGAAGUCAAAAGAAAUACUCUACGUGUAUCUGGCCGCCUCACUUGAAUGCGUUAGCGCUGUGCUUAUGGCAGAAAGGGAUAAACAACAGAUACCCAUUUACUUCGUGAGUAGAGUCCUGCAAGGCGCAGAAGCCAACUAUCCCGAGUUAGAAAAGCUGACCUUAGCCCUUGUCCACGCGGCACGUAGGUUGCGAAGGUACUUUCAAGCGCAACCCAUCGUUGUAUUAUCUGAUAAGCCAAUAAGGCAGAUAUUGCUUAAGCCAGAAAAGUCAGGACGGGUGGCCAAGUGGGCCAUCGAAUAG